Paraglomus brasilianum is the source of this 420-nucleotide messenger RNA. The record is from the annotation of a GenBank genome assembly. NCBI's taxonomy places the organism in Eukaryota, Fungi, Glomeromycota, Glomeromycetes, Paraglomerales, Paraglomeraceae.
AUGCCACCCACACCUCUUCCGAUGGAUGACAAUGGUGGCAUGACAAUAUCAUUGUCCGAACGACGCGAGCGUAAUAAACUAGCCUCGGCCAAGUAUCGUAAAAAGAAACAAGUACAAAAUCAAGAAAUGUCUGCUCGCAUAAACGACAUGAGUUCUAAAAUAAGCUCGUUGAAUGCCGAAAAUUCAAUGUUGCGAAAACAAUUGGAAGAAAUGAAAGUAGAAAAUCAAGAAUUGAAGGAUGCCGUCGAUAAACUAAAGAGUAAGAUAGUUGAAGAUAAAAUACUAAAAAGAUUAGGAAGAGCGGGAACAACGGGAAAGAUUGGAAAGAUCGGGACAAGGGUUACUAUACCGAAGAGGGGAAAAGGAAAUAAUGGAACGAAUGGCACCGAGCAGACGCCGCCGACAGAAUCAGAUGAAUAG